AUGCCUAGUAGAAUGUUGGCAGAUGAAUCUCCGUAUUUUAAAUUGUUUCAUAAACUUCCAAAAAUUGAGCAUCCCAAAAUAUUUGGUUCGGUUAUGUAUCCAUGUAUGAGGCCCUUCACUAAGCAUAAGCUUCAGCCUCGCUCUUCCUUAUGUGUGUUCUUAGGAUAUGUGUUGGGCUAUAAGGGUGUCUUGUGUUAUCAUAUGGAAAAUCACAAGAUUCUUAUUUCUAGGAAUGUUAUCCAUGAUGAAAGUUUAUAUCAUUUUAAAGGUCAUAAGGUGUCUUCCCCUCAGGACACUUCUUCAAUUUCCUGUAUGCCUAUCAGUGUUCCUUCAAGUGUAGUUUUCCCCACCUAUCAUACAGAUCCUCCACCACAUAUUGUAUCUUUCGUCUCACCAUCUAGAGCGGAGUUUUCUUAUUCUCAUGCCUCUAAAACUUCUACACCUGCAGUUCCUACUUUGCCAGUUUUAUGUGAAGCUCAGUUGGAAACUUUACUCCCUUAUAUUCCAUCAUCUAGUUCUUCUGAGGUUGUUCUCGACUUAGAUAGUUCCUCCAGCUCUACUACUUCAACUCAUGCUAAUGAUCAUCCUAUGCAAACUCGAGCGAAGUCUGAAAUUAGCAAACACAAGGAUUUCUCAGAUUAUCAUUGUUUUAGUUCGACUUUUCUGCCUCCUUCUGAACUAGAUGAACCUGCCAGUUAUAAGAUUGCCGCUUACUCCUCAGAAUGGACGAAAGCCAUGCAAGAGGAGAUUGCAGCUUUACAUAUGUAA
Molecule: messenger RNA, 768 nt
Organism: Prunus armeniaca (apricot)
Lineage: Eukaryota; Viridiplantae; Streptophyta; Magnoliopsida; Rosales; Rosaceae
Source: the annotation of a GenBank genome assembly